CCGAAGACAAGCGACUCACCGAGAUGACUACCCUUAACCACUUCCCACUAUUGCUUCUUUGCACCCUGUUUCUAGUUGAUGUCUAAGACAGCUAGUUUCAGUUUAUUUUGGUAUACAGAGAUCCUUUUCAUCCAUGGACGGCCACUGCUACUCUCUCUGCCCAUCCGACCACAACUACCCUUUACCAGGCAAUUUCCUCGAGGAGUCAGUGGUAAUCGAUAACAUCAACGUGCACGAUGAAGACCUGCUCGGCUUGCAACAGAUCUGCCCGCCAUCGUGGAUGGCAGGUGUUCAGGGGGUCAAAGACAUCCACCUAUUCCGUGAAUUUACCUCUUCCUCUUUUACCCCCUAUCUCACGAGCCGUGCUAAACCCUCGUGCCGGGUGGAUUCUCUAGAUCUGCGGACCCCUGAAUCAGUCCUCUACGCACAGCAGCAGCAGCAACACCAGCAAGUAGUAGGGCACGGAACGAGCCCCGAGGACACUUGGCCGGGUCCAAGCACGUCUCUGCCCACACCACCUAUGCUACCUACGGACUACACACCCUCUUCGUAUCAUAUGUUCUCACCGCAAGAUGCCUUACCCGACGACCACCACUCCCGACUCACCAAUCUUCCUCUUCCACCUCCUGGAGUUCAAGCAGGAAGCGACACCAUCCGCACCUCUACUCGUAACUCCUCGUCCCGCACCUCCUCUACCUCCUCCGCCUCUUCCACGACCACCAACCAACCCAACCACAGCCCUGCCACCAACAACAACAACAGCAACAACCACCACCACCGCUCCCAUAGCCACAGCCACAGCCACCAUCUCCCCACCACCACCUCCUCCUCCUCCUCCUCCACCUCCACCUCGCCCACCACCCCUACCCCAAACGACUCAACAUCCCCAUCCACCACCACCACCUCCACAUCAACCACCACACCAACAUCAACAUCCACCCAAUGCUGGGACCACGGCUGCAACGGCCGACGCUUCUCGACGCGGGGCAACCUGGUGCGGCACCAGAAGGAGCAGGCGCCGCCGCAGCAGCGCGAGGUGCGCAAGGCGUGCUGCCGGCACUGCGGCGCCUUCUUCACGCGCACCACCGCGCGCGACAAGCACGUCGUCAACCAGAGCUGCGGGCGCAUCCGGCGCUACAGCAACGGGAGGGUCCGCCCGCUUUUCGCUGCUGCUGCUGCUGCUGCGCGGUAUCCUGCUGGUACCUAG
This is a messenger RNA of Hypoxylon fragiforme, 1207 nucleotides long. RefSeq lists its product as uncharacterized. The transcript has a single exon. NCBI's taxonomy places the organism in Eukaryota, Fungi, Ascomycota, Sordariomycetes, Xylariales, Hypoxylaceae. The record is from RefSeq and is a predicted model, not a curated record. The coding region runs from base 134 to 1207 and encodes 357 amino acids.